AUGGUGGUGCGAGCGCUGCCGCCGCGCCACCCGCCCUAUCCCGUCGCCACGGCCGCGCAACGGCCGCCACCCGCGGCACCCAUGGCUCCGCGCGUCCUUCCGCGCCUGCCCGCCGGGCGGGGCGGGGCCGCGCGCGUGGGCGGCGCCAUCUUGAGCGCAACGGGAGCCGCGCGGGAUCAAACGUCCUUCCGCCCCGCGCGGCGCGGCCGGCCGGUCGGCUAUGGGGGCGCGGGAGCAGUGCCGCCGGCUGGAGGCCGUGCUGGGCGCCCUCUACGACCUGGGUGGGUGAGCGGACCCCGGCCGCUGCGGGGCCCUCCCCGGGGAGCGCUGGGGAGCCCCGGCCGGCCCGGGGGUGACGAGGGCGAUGCGGAGAAGGCGCAGGCGAGCGGCGCAGAGGAGCCGGCAGGCGCGGCGGCGGCGGCCGAUCCCGGGGGCGGCGGCAGCGGCGGGGCAGGCGGGCGGCCGCGGGGCGCUGGCGGCGCCCGCGGCUUCUUUGGAGCGUUGCGAGCCGAGCUGCGCGGCGCGGAGCCCUGCGGCGUCGCCCCGCGGCUGCCCGCGGCGCCGCCCACUGCCGUGCAGGUGGUCGUGUUCCGCGGCGCCGGGAGAACGGUGCGGCCGCGCCCCGCGGCGUCCCCCGGUGGCGGCGGCGGCGGCGCCCAGACCAGAAAAGUGGCUGAAGAAAAAAAUGUGAACAAACACGAAUUUAACUUUGAAAAAGCUCGUUUGGAAGUACACAAGUUUGGAAUCACUGGCUAUGAGAAGCAGGAGCAACGUGUAUGGGAACAGGAACGUGCUAUCAUGCUGGGAGCCAAGCCCCCCAAAAAAGAACAUGUGAACUACAAGACUUACCAAGAGAAAAUGAAAGAGAAGAAGACAAGGAAAGACGAUAAUGGAAAGGAACAUAAAGGUGAUUCUCUUAAGAAGAAGAAGACGAAAGAACAGAAGGAGAGGAAGGCCAAAAAGAAGAAAUCGGUGCCCAGCAUUUGGCCUGCAGGACAAGUUGGAAAAUUCAGAGAUGGGACCUUGAUUCUGCAUAGCUCUGACAUAAAAAAAAUUAAAUCAUCUAAAGUUAUGAAAUGAACUUACACACAGAAUGAAAUGGACAAUAAAAAUAAGAUAGAAUUUGUGUUGACACCACAAUGCAUCUACAAAUCUUCUUGCCUUCCCACCACAUCCUAACUCUUUUAUCUGGAUUUUAGUGUCAUGAUUUCCCAUCUUCCAUUCUGCUCUGGUGAGAAGAUGAGAAUUUACCAUUUUUUUUAAAAUAAAAAUAAGACACUUUUAUUAAACAAGUUUAUGUUGGCUAUUUUAUUAGCUAAAAAAUGCUAAAGAAAGCAUUUCACUAUUCCUAGAAUUAGUUUAUUGGCUAUAAGGAAAAUAUUAAUUUAAUUCAUUAAUUAGUGGAAUAAAAUACAUAGCUCUUUGCUUUCAUUUGGAAGGAAUAUGUGAAAAGCAAUACCUUAUUGCCCUAAACCCUGAAGUAAGUAUUCUUAAGCACCUAUCAGGCAUUCAUCUAUUUCUGUAUCUAUCUGAAUAUUAGUGGAACUGCACAGCAAAAACCUGUCCUGUCCAGCAAAAUCUUUUACAGUUUCAAAAUUACCUGCUUUGGAAUGAAAAUGAGACUUUUUAAAGUUUUCUCCCAUGUAAGAGCUACAGAUGCAACUUGUAUACAUGUGUACAGAAUUCAAAUUUAAUUUUUUUUUUGAAUGGGGGGGGGCUUGAAUCAAGGUGACAGCCAAUGCCUACUGGUUGUUCAUUGGUAACUUACGUUUGUUGUGAUCAGUGUUCCCAUGCUAGACCUGAUAAACCUUUUCUAUGAAAUCUCUGCCAAAUCCAAAGUUUUUGUGCUAUUUGUAUUUCAACAAUUUGGUGUUUCUGAAGGAACAGUUCUGCCCACAGAGUUAGCAGUUUUUUUGUUGAAGGGUGCGUUUCCAUUAGAAAUGGCAACUGUUAGCAACUUGCAAAGUGUCCUCACCGUUUUACCUCAAGCUAAAGAAACUUGAAUAUUUUACAAGGAGACAAAAGUAGUGUUAACUGUCAAAAGACAGGGGAAAGGUUCAUGCUCUGUUGCUUACAUGUAAGGUUAUCUAGAGGUUGUUUGAACAGCUUUGGCAGUGAAACAGGUGUGUAUAAGAAGGUAAAUAACCCUUACUAGGGAAACUACUUUUAGGUGUACUAGUGAACUUCAGCUUACCCAGGAGGGUUUGGGAAGUGCAGUUCCUAGCUGCCAUCUCAGGGCCUGAACAAGGCGACGUUUCAUCUUAAGCAAGCAGGGAGGUCCGGGUCACCUUGCAGCAAGCAACAAGAACUGCAGCAUAAUUCCUCUCCCCCAAACAGCUGUAUCAGGCCUGCUGUCUUCUCAGUUUAAGAAAGUAUUCUGUGCUGGAGAGAACUGCACCACAGAGAGGGAUGCUUUCUCACAUGCUCCUUCCCCCCAUCUCUUCCAGGUUACUUUCAAGUCCUGGAGACGUGCUGUGCAAAUAGAGAGGACUCGGAGGGCUAGGCCAGAAGGGAAAGUGGAGCCAGAUUAAGAGGGGAAGGGAGCGUUUCUGGAGCCAUGUGGGAAGGGAAGGGGUGUGCAGAGUUGGAUUGCUAAAUAUUUUUACAACAUUUCAUAGUUGCUUAAUUGGAUUUCUUCUUAUUCAGUAUUGGUUGCAAAUUCAAGCCAGAAUUAACAAUCCUAUCUGGAUCAGGGAUAUGCAGACUAGAGAAAUGUCAAAUUGCUAUUGUGGAUGAAGGUGUAAUCGCUAAGCAGGAUUGAGUACAGAGCAUCAAAACUUGCUGAGGCAAGAGAUAGGCUUUGGAUGUUACAAUAUAACCUGUAUCUUUUAAUUCCUGACUAAACCUUGUGCUUACUUGUAGAUAAAAUUUUGUUCAUCUGGCUUUGGGUAUAAUGUGUUGUGGGAGUUAUGUCCCUGAAUCAUCUUGGGUAAUUUAUAGGGUUCACUUUCUACCUCCACAAUUUAGAAAAGCUGUUAGGAGUGAAACUUGGUCAGAAUGAAGUGCCUCAUCUUUGCAGUUCUAGUCUCAAGCUUUGUAAGCUCUGUUACAGAAUGGGGUUGCAAGAAAUUCAGUUCUUAGAUUAAAAAUAAAAUUGCUCAGAAUUUUG
Dromaius novaehollandiae (emu) is the source of this 3109-nucleotide messenger RNA. It is a transcript of the gene FSAF1, whose product is annotated as chromosome 3 C1orf131 homolog. Bases 1 to 1080 code for a protein of 359 amino acids. The record is from RefSeq and is a predicted model, not a curated record. NCBI's taxonomy places the organism in Eukaryota, Metazoa, Chordata, Aves, Casuariiformes, Dromaiidae. The transcript has 7 exons.